AUGUCCAGCAUGAUGAAACUAGGUUCUGCGACUAGGAGCCACCUCGUGCGCAGCCUGGCGCGGAACACGUUUGCGCGUGUCGGUGGUGCUAGCGCUUGCCGCGCGUACAGCAACGGCGAGAAAAGCCUAAAGGAGCGUUUUGCCGAGAUUUUCCCAGCCAAGGCAGAAGAGAUUAAGCAGUUUAAGAAGCAACAUGGCAAAGUGGUGAUUGGCGAGGUGUUGCUGGAGCAGGCGUACGGGGGUAUGCGCGGUAUCCCCGGUGUUGUCUGGGAGGGCUCCGUGCUAGACCCGCAUGAAGGCAUCAGAUUUAGGGGGCGUACGAUCCCCGAGGUGCAGAAGGAGUUGCCCAAGGCACCUAACGGGCGUGAGCCGCUACCAGAGGCGCUUUUCUGGCUAUUGUUGACCGGCGAGGUGCCCACGGAGACGCAGACCAAGGCGCUUUCGGCCGACCUAAUGUCUCGUUCCGAGCUUCCCGGGCAUGUGGAGCAGUUAUUGGACAGUCUUCCUCGCGACUUGCACCCCAUGGCGCAAUUUUCGGUUGCCGUUACCGCCUUGGAGUCUGAGUCGAAGUUUGCAAAGGCCUACGCACAGGGUGUGUCCAAGAAGGACUACUGGAACUACACGUUCGAGGACUCGCUAGAUUUGCUAGGUAAGCUACCUGUCAUUGCGUCGAAGAUUUACCGCAACGUCUUCAAGGACGGCAAGAUGGGCAAGAUUGAUGUGGACGCCGACUAUGGAAAGAACUUGGGGCACCUUUUGGGUUUUGAGAACCCAGAGUUCGUUGAGUUGAUGCGUCUCUACUUGACUGUCCACUCGGACCAUGAAGGUGGCAACGUCUCUGCACACACUACUCACUUGGUUGGCUCCGCAUUGUCGUCACCAUACCUUGCCUUUGCUGCGGGUAUGAAUGGUUUGGCUGGUCCGUUGCAUGGUCGUGCUAACCAGGAGGUUCUAGAGUGGUUGUUCAAGCUUCGUGAGGAGGUGAAGGGUGACUACUCCCCGGAGACCAUCCGCCAAUAUUUGUGGGAUACAUUGAAGGGUGGUCGUGUUAUCCCUGGAUAUGGGCAUGCUGUCCUACGUAAGACCGAUCCACGUUACACUGCUCAGCGUGAGUUUGCAUUGCGUCACUUCCCUGACUACGACUUGUUCAAGUUGGUUUCCACUGUUUACGAGAUCGCCCCUAAGGUCUUGACGGAACACGGUAAGACUAAGAACCCAUGGCCAAAUGUCGACUCCCACUCUGGCGUUCUACUACAGUACUACGGUUUGACCGAGGCUUCUUUCUACACCGUGUUGUUCGGAGUCUCCCGUGCGUUUGGUGUGUUGCCACAAUUGAUCAUUGACCGCGCAGUUGGUGCACCUAUUGAGAGACCAAAGUCCUUCAGCACUGAGAAAUUCAAGGAGCUUGUCGCUUCUAAGGCAUCUAAAGCAUAA
Molecule: messenger RNA, 1434 nt
Organism: Eremothecium gossypii ATCC 10895
Lineage: Eukaryota; Fungi; Ascomycota; Saccharomycetes; Saccharomycetales; Saccharomycetaceae
Gene: CIT2
Product: citrate (Si)-synthase CIT2
Exons: 1
Coding region: 1-1434 (477 amino acids)
Biological process (GO): tricarboxylic acid cycle; carbohydrate metabolic process; citrate metabolic process
Cellular component (GO): mitochondrial matrix
Source: RefSeq, marked provisional